CCCGCCGGUGGCUGAGUCACACCAACCACCCAUGUGAAUGUCAUUUUUUAAAACUUUUUUUGAUGGAACCCUUUAUGAAUCUCUUUGAUCUCCACCGAAUCUGGCAAAAGUCGGCGGCGUUAGUGACUGACUGACUGGUGAGGUUUUCCCAUCGAUUCACUGCUGAUCCUACUCCGGCCAUAUUUACCUACUUCCUGCUUUCACCUAUGAGCAGCCUAAACGCGCAGAAUUUGCAGCUUCAGGGCAUCUACAACUCUUCAUCUCGCCGGCGACACCCUGCCCACUAUCCGAAAUGUAUCAAUCAGCUCUUCGGUGCUUUCGCGCGGAGUUCCCUCCCCAAAUUUCCGGAGUUGACUUCUGCUAGAGUUUCAAUUCAACCGGACUCGCGUUUCCAAGUUGGGAGUUCGAGAUUUUUGGUGACCAGAUGUGUCUCCGACAAGUUCUCGGAUUCCAUUGAGCCGGAUUCCGGCCAUGUCGGCCUUCCUAGUCAGAUGGCUGAUAGAGGGAAUGGUUCUAUAGUCGAUAUCCUAAAACAAGCAAAUUCACUACUGCCUCAUGUAGUCCUCGCUAGUACCUUGAUGGCACUCGUCUAUCCUCCUUCUUUCACCUGGUUCACCACCAGGUACUAUGCUCCUGCUUUAGGGUUUUUAAUGUUUGCAGUUGGGCUUAACUCGAACGAGAAGGACUUUGUUGAAGCAUUCAGCAGACCAGCAGCCAUUUUGGCUGGUUACAUUGGCCAAUUUGCAGUGAAGCCUAUUCUUGGAUACUUAUUUGGCAUGCUCUCGGUUUCUAUGUUUGGCCUUCCUACUCCCAUUGGUGCUGGGAUUAUGCUGGUAUCUUGUGUCAGUGGGGCCCAACUUUCAAACUAUGCUACCUUCCUCACCGAUCCACAGUUGGCUCCUCUAAGCAUCGUUAUGACCUCGUUGUCCACUGCUACAGCAGUGGUUGUCACGCCUUUGCUCUCUCUCUUGCUCAUUGGCAAGAGGCUUCCCGUUGAUGUGAAAGGAAUGGUGUCCAGCAUUACCCAGAUUGUAGUUGCUCCAAUUGCUGCAGGCUUGUUUCUCAAUAGGUUCUUUCCACGGAUAUCCAGUGCUAUUCGGCCAUUUCUGCCUCCUCUAUCUGUGCUCGUGACGGCAUGCUGUGUCGGAGCACCACUGGCGAUCAAUGUGGAGUCAGUUAUGUCCCCUUUCGGGGUGACAAUCUUGUCACUCAUCGUUGCGUUUCAUCUGUCAGCAUUUGUUAUUGGGUAUUUCGUUACAGGUUUAGCGUUCCAUGAUGCACCAGAUUUGAAGGCUCUCCAAAGAACAAUAUCAUAUGAGACCGGAAUGCAGAGUAGUCUUCUGGGUCUUGCACUUGCCAACAAGUUCUUCCAAGAUCCAUUGGUUGCUGUGCCUCCUGCAAUAUCUACUGUAAUAAUGUCCCUGAUGGGUUUCUCAUUGGUGAUGAUUUGGGCUAAGAAGAAAGAAGCGUAG
Molecule: messenger RNA, 1472 nt
Organism: Linum tenue
Lineage: Eukaryota; Viridiplantae; Streptophyta; Magnoliopsida; Malpighiales; Linaceae
Source: the annotation of a GenBank genome assembly